UUUGGACUUUCAGUGUAAGAAAGCCGUGAAGAAAACGCCAUUUCAGAAAAUGCAAUCACUCGCAAAAUCCUUCUCUUCUAACUAACCCCCCACCCCCAAAGUCGAGGAAAUUACAGUUCUGCCACUGACUGCCCCUUUUUAAGCUCUUCGAUUCUUCCAACCCUACCUGCAUUGACAUCCAUGGCUAUUACACCGCUUCUUCUGUUGUAUUUCUCUUCCCUUCUGUGCGUUGAAUCGCAGUAUAUUGCUUACAAUACAUCGCAGCGGAUCGUUCCCGGGAAAAUCAACGUUCAUCUGGUCCCUCACACGCAUGAUGACGUGGGAUGGUUGAAAACCGUCGAUCAGUACUAUGUCGGAUCGAACAAUUCGAUCCGGGGAGCCUGUGUACAAAACGUGUUGGAUUCUGUUGUUUCGGCAUUGUUGGCGGAUAAGAAUCGGAAAUUCAUCUAUGUGGAGAUAGCAUUUUUCCAGCGGUGGUGGCGACAGCAGAGUGAUGCAAUUAAAAGUAUUGUUAAGGAUCUUGUGAGCUCAGGCCAGCUAGAGUUCAUAAACGGUGGUAUGUGCAUGCAUGAUGAGGCGACACCACAUUACAUUGACAUGAUUGAUCAGACGACUCUUGGCCACCGAUUUAUUAAGGAGGAGUUUGGCCAAACUCCGAGAAUUGGUUGGCAAAUUGAUCCCUUUGGACAUUCUGCCAUACAAGCUUACUUGUUGGGAGCGGAGGUUGGAUUUGAUUCGCUCUUUUUUGCUCGGAUUGAUUACCAAGACAGAGCUAAGAGGAAAGACGAAAAGAGUCUUGAGGUUGUUUGGCAUGGUUCUAAGACCCUAGGAUCAUCUUCACAGAUUUUCACUGGUGUGUUCCCUGUGCAUUAUGAUCCACCCUCCGGUUUCAACUUCGAAUUUAACGAUGACUCCCCGAUUGUUCAGGAUGACAUUCAUCUGUUUGAUUACAAUGUUCAAGAGCGAGUGAAUGACUUUGUAGCUGCAGCAGUAAACCAGCUGCUACUGGAGAUGCAUCAAAAACAAAUAUUGCAUUUGGCUAACGUUACUCGUACAAAUCAUAUCAUGUGGUGCAUGGGGACAGAUUUUAAGUAUCAAUAUGCCACAACAUGGUUCAGGCAGAUGGACAAGCUCAUUCAUUAUGUCAACAAGGAUGGGCGUGUCAAUGCCCUAUAUUCAACGCCAUCAAUUUACACUGAUGCAAAACAUGCGGCGAAUGAAUCCUGGCCGCUGAAGACUGAUGAUUUCUUUCCUUAUGCAGAUCGUGCAAAUGUAUAUUGGACAGGAUACUUCACCAGUAGGCCAGCAUUUAAAGGCUAUGUGAGAACGAUGAGUGCUUACUAUUUGGCAGCAAGGCAGUUGGAGUUCCUCCUAGGGAGGAAAAGUUCAGGGCCUAAAACAGACACUUUGGCUGAUGCUUUAGCGAUUGCUCAACAUCAUGAUGCAGUUAGUGGAACAGAAAGGCAGCAUGUGGCUAGUGAUUAUGCAAAACGCUUGUAUAUGGGCUAUGCAGAGGCCGCAGAGUUAGUUGAAUCUUCCCUCGCUUGCUUGACAGAGUCGAGUUCAAAUGAUGGAUGUGACCACCCAACAACUAAAUUUCAACAGUGUCCUCUUUUGAAUAUAAGUUACUGCCCUGCAUCAGAAGUUGAGUUGUCUCAUGGGAAAAGCCUGGUUGUUGUCGUCUACAAUUCUCUCGGGUGGAAGCGAGAGGAUAUAAUUCGAAUACCUGUUAUCAGCGAAUCAGUUAUUGUUCGUGAUUCCAAAGGAAUGCAAAUCGAAUCACAGCUUAUACCUUUACUCAAUUCCUCAGCGAGCAUAAGAAACUACUAUGUUAGGGCGUACUUGGGCAUAUCUCCUAGUGAUAUGCCUAAGUUUUGGCUUGUGUUUCCAGCAACUGUACCACCUCUUGGUUUCAACACUUACAUCAUCUCAAGCGCAAAACAGACAGGCCCUAGUGCAACCAUGUCAACAGUACACAUAUCACAACUAAGUGAAAAUGGUGUGAUAGAAGUUGGGACAGGAAAUCUAAAGCUCACUUACGAUGUGGAUGAAAGCAAACUUACUCAGUAUUCUAAUAGCAGAAGCUCGGUGAAAGCAUUUUUAGAACAAUCAUACAGUUUUUAUUCUGGAUUUAACGGAACAGUUAAUGAUACUCAGGCCUCUGGAGCAUAUAUAUUUCGUCCAAACGGCACUUUUCCCAUCAAAUCUGAAGGAAAGGUACCACUGACUGUCUUACGGGGACCACUGUUAGACGAAGUACAUCAAAAAAUCGAUUCAUGGAUAUAUCAGAUCAGUAGAGUUUACAAGGGAAAGGAGCAUGCUGAAAUUGAGUUCACUGUGGGGCCCAUACCCAUUGAUGAUGGAUUUGGGAAAGAGAUCAUCACUCAAAUUGCAAGUAAAAUGACGACCAACAAAACAUUCUACACAGAUUCUAAUGGACGUGAUUUUAUUAAAAGGAUUCGAGAUUAUAGAAAAGAUUGGGACCUCCAAGUCAACCAACCUGUUGCUGGAAAUUAUUACCCUAUUAAUCUUGGAAUUUACAUUGAAGACAACAGCACGGAGCUCUCAAUAUUGGUUGACCGGUCUGUGGGGGGGUCAAGCAUAGUGGAUGGGCAAAUAGAAUUAAUGCUCCAUAGGAGGUUGCUUCGUGAUGAUUCGAAAGGUGUUGGAGAGGCGCUGAAUGAAACAGUUUGCGUCCUUGAUGAAUGCACAGGACUAACAGAAAGUGGUCUCAAUGAAGGCUAUGCAGCUAUGCCUAGAUGGAAUCAUCUGCCGAGUGGUUGGUGGACGCUAAAUUUGGACAGCUCUUUGCAAGGUAAUCCUGGUCCUAGUGGUAGUGGUGGCAUGUUGAGACUUGAGAGAUGAGAAUGGAAUUAUUUAUUUCUCUUUUUCGUUACUGUCAGUUUUAUGGAUUCUACUACAGCAGAGGUUUUGGUGCAGAUUUUCUCCAAAAGUUGCUCCGGUCCAAUUUUGUGGAUGGUAGCUCUUUUACAUGUUAUAAAUUCAUGUGCAGCAUGGUUUCAAUCAACUAUGGAAGUUCAAUUAUACUUUUUUGUCACCACUAGGACAAACAUUCUGCUUGUCCAUAUUGGAAGAGAGGCAAAUGGUAUUGCUAAUGCUUUAGCUAGAUGAGAGGUCAGUCGGUCUUAUCAUGUAUUAGGCGUAUUGAUUUUUCGUGUCUCUUUUUAAGGUAAGUUUCAUUGCUUGUUAAAAAUGCAUACUUUGCUCUUUAUCCAUGACUCUUAUUUGAUGGCGUCGAUAUGCUACAUGAGUGGAGGUUUAGUCUAGAAUGUUUGGCAUUUCAUUUUACUUUUUUUUUUUUUUUUGUGGGUAAAAAGGGACUCAUAUUAAGGGAGCCAAACAACAGAUGAGAAAAACCUGAGGCAAUAUUUAAGGAGAAGUAAAUAUUCCCAUUUACUAAAAUAGAGGUUUCCGAGCCCAUGUGCACCUUUACACAGAACCUGGCACGUGUAUGGAACAUGGGAAUGGUGCAUAAGGUAGCCCCCACCAUGGAUAUGACCUGGUGUUAAAUAUCAGUCCACCCACUCUUCAGAGGCAGCCUACCUAUAAAUGAAAGGAGAGGAUAGUAAUUUUUUUUCCUCCAAAAGUCCACAUUCAACAUACACAUAUCCUGUUGGUGAAGAUUUCCCAAGGUUCUACAUUCAACUUACACAUGUAUCCUGCCUGAUGGAUGGACCAGCUGAUUGCCUCUUCACAGUGGCAGCCACCUCAUGCACCUCCCAGAUGUUGUACAUAACUGCCAGAUUGGUACGUAUACUGCUUGGAAAGGUGCGUGUGGGACAGGUUGUCUUGGGGCUAACAAACCUCUCUGAAGAAGAAUAGUAGAAGAAUGGAGUUGACUGACCUUUGGAGUUCAAUUGCAUCAUGUUGUUAGAAAGUCAAAAGUUGUGGUCAUGAGUGUGCUUCAAACACAUAUCUUGUGGUUUUAUCCUAACAGCUUGUUAAUUGUAAUUAUUUUUCUGAAGCAUUACC
Magnolia sinica is the source of this 3993-nucleotide messenger RNA. Its product is annotated as alpha-mannosidase At3g26720-like. Gene Ontology annotation, molecular function: carbohydrate binding; alpha-mannosidase activity. The transcript has 26 exons. The record is from RefSeq and is a predicted model, not a curated record. Gene Ontology annotation, biological process: mannose metabolic process. Lineage: Eukaryota; Viridiplantae; Streptophyta; Magnoliopsida; Magnoliales; Magnoliaceae. Bases 181 to 2865 code for a protein of 894 amino acids.